Messenger RNA from Photinus pyralis (common eastern firefly), 7295 nucleotides. Its product is annotated as ras-specific guanine nucleotide-releasing factor 2-like. Gene Ontology annotation, biological process: Ras protein signal transduction; positive regulation of GTPase activity. Gene Ontology annotation, molecular function: guanyl-nucleotide exchange factor activity; protein binding. The coding region runs from base 157 to 4422 and encodes 1421 amino acids. Gene Ontology annotation, cellular component: plasma membrane. Lineage: Eukaryota; Metazoa; Arthropoda; Insecta; Coleoptera; Lampyridae. The transcript has 24 exons. The record is from RefSeq and is a predicted model, not a curated record.
AAUGUUCAAUUUUGCAAAGUCUAUUAUUUUGUAUGCAUGCGUUUUUGACGGCUAAGGUGGCCUCGGUUGAUCCAACUUUUUUAUGUUCAACGAUGCCGUAAAGCUGCGAAAAGGAUGCAUAGGUACCAAAUUAGCAGAGCACACUGAAGUCCUACAAUGCAACGGACAAUUCGACUUAACGAAAAUCAGCUUAUUAUGUUAUCAGAACGCGCUCAAAAUGACAAUUCGCAAUCGGGAUAUUUGCAUAAACGUUCUGCUGACAGCAGCAAAUGGCAGUUACGAUGGUUUGUGCUCUACCAGAAUCUUAUGUUCUAUUACGAUUCGGAACAGUGUCAUAGGCCCAGUGGCGUGUUAUUGUUGGAGGGAUGCUACUGUGAACGACUUAUAACAACGGGUCACACCUCAAAAGCAAAAGAUGGAAGCGAUAAACAGUAUUGCUUUUCAAUAACGUAUCGCAGAGAAAAUCAACGGCACUAUGAGCUUAGAGCUUUAUCCGAAACAGAAUGUAAAAGCUGGAUUGAAGCCAUCCAUGAUGCCAGUUUCAAUAAGUUACUCCUACAAAAAGAAGAAUUAGAACAAAAACAUAUUCAUCUCUUGCAAAUAUUUGAGUCCCAGAAGACUGAAAAAAGGCAAUACGCUCAGCAAUGUGAGGAGCUUGCUUCAGAAAUAAAGAAAUUACGUGCGGAGCUUUUCGCUUUGAAAAAGGAAUGGAGGCCGUCUUGUGGAUAUCAAUCCACAAGAAGUUCAAGUUCAAGUCAAGGUACUACGUCGGAGAGUUGUCUUCUAAGUAACGUGGGAGAAGACUCCGCUGAACUAAGGAAAAUAAAAAAGGUUCAGAGUUUCUUCAGAGGGUGGCUGUGUAGAAGAAGAUGGAAACAGAUUGUCGAACAAUACAUCAAAAGUCCGCACGCAGAAAGUAUGAGAAAACGUAAUUGUCUUGUGUUUCGUAUGGUGGAAUCUGAAGAGGAGUAUACUGAGCAAAUGGAAGUUCUCAUAUCAUGCUUUUUGCGACCGUUUAAAAUGGCUGCGUCGUCAAAAAAACCUCCUUGCUCACACGAAGACGUUAACUCAAUAUUUUUAAAUAGCGAAACCGUGUUAUUCCUUCAUCAGAUAUUUCUCAAGGGGUUAACUUCGCGCCUAGAAAGUUGGCCUACUUUAGUGUUAGGCGAUUUAUUUUCAAUGCUUCUCCCAAUGUUAAGUAUUUAUCAAGAAUACGUUCGAAAUCACCAUUACUCUUUGCAAGUCUUGACCGAAUGCAAACAAACACAACCUUUCGCAGCCUUGUUAGCACGAUUGGAGAACAAAACAGCAUGUCAUGGCCGUUCUUUAGAAACAUUUCUUACAUAUCCAAUGCAUCAGGUUCCUCGAUAUAUCAUUACUCUACAUGAGUUACUUGCUCACACUCCCCACGAUCACGUGGAGCGUAAAAGUUUGCAAAAUGCUCGGCAACAAUUGGAAGAUCUAUCACGCCAAAUGCACGACGAGGUAUCCGAGACAGAAAAUUUGAGAAAAAACCUAGCAUUAGAACGAAUGAUUGUGGAAGGGUGUGACAUCUUAUUAGACGUUAACCAGGUGUUCGUUAGACAAGGAAGUCUAAUUCAGGCUCCGUCUGAAAAACCCAGAACACCACGCAGUAAGCUGAACUUUAAAAGUGAAAAAGAACAUUUGAGGCAGUGUUUCCUUUUUUCAAACCACUUGAUUAUUGCCAGUCGGUCAUCAAGUGGAAAAUUACAUCUCGUUCCGGAAAUUGGAAAGAUUCCCCUGGCUGAUACUUUGUUGGUAGAAGAUCCCAAUGAGAAUCCAUCAGAAGACGAUGAGUCUUCGAUUUGUUCGGUAUCAAGUCAUUCUUCUAGUGUUAGCGAAGUAUCAACGGUAGGUUUAGGACAGUUUCAAAACAGAGAUUUCAAACUAAUAGUGGAUAUAAAAUCUGGUGCCCAACCAAGCCAGAUAUGCGUCCAUUUAAUCGCUCCGACGAUUCAAGAAAAGGCUGCGUGGAUUUCGGACAUCAAUCAGUGCCUAGAUAAUGUACAGUUUAAUGAUAUGAUUCGGCGUUCUGCUGAUAACAGCUCUAUAAGCCUACCUCAGUCGAUGAAAAACGACCCCAAGUUAUUUAAGGACGAAGCCGAUAUUCGAUUUAGUCGCACACUGAAUUCUUGUAAGGUUCCACAAAUUCGCUACGCUACUCCUGAACGGCUGCUUCAGAGAUUAACUGAUUUGAGGUUCCUCUCGAUAGACUUUCUUAAUACCUUUCUGCUCACGUAUCGCGUGUUUACCGACAGUGUUACUGUUCUUGAGGCCCUCAAAAAGGUUUUCUACAGUUCGGAUUCGGAACCGCAAGGUUCAGUGAUAUCCUUAGAAGCGUUUGUGCAAAAAGAUGAAUCUACUUCGCAAUUACUUCCUGAUGAUAAAAGACAUAACAUCUCCUCUCCAAGACGUACGAGCGGCGCUAGUUCAGUUUCGGGCUACGGAUCUGAACUUAGUGAAAGAGAUCGCUCACAUAGCUAUGAUUCUCAAGGUCAUAGCCAUUGGCGAUCAACACUGCACAGAUAUGACGAAAGCAAAGAGCACGGAGUUUCAGAGCAAACCUAUUCUCGUAUGUCAAAGCUAAGUCCUCCAAAUCAAAGUUAUGCCAAGGUACAAGACAAUCUUUCUCCUCCGACACAAAAAUGUAUUUCCAUUAGAGUAGAAGAAACAAAGGAUUCUCAAGAUAACAACUCUCAUUUAUCAAUCCCGAAAGUUACCGCGUCCAGCAGUAGCGAAACAUUGACAGACUUAACUGUACUUAGUGCACCAUGUUCGCCUAGCAACUUAAGUUCAGUCACGUUGAUAGAUACGACAGUAGAUCAAAAUUUUUCUCAAGGAACUCAAACUACUCCAAUGCAUUCUCCUUCUACAGAAACCCCUGGUCCGACCUCAAAUCGCUCGACUACUUCUAAACCUCCAGAGAAAGUGGCAGAAAGAGCAAUCUCUGAAGAUAUAGAAGAUCAAUCGGACGAAUUUAACAUAUUUUACAACACGAUUCAUAGGACAUCUUCUAGUUCGUCACGUUCUGCUUCUAUCUCCACUGCCUAUACAAGUACAGUAUUACAGAGCUACUACGGCUCAAGACGUUCUAUGCAAGAAGGAGACACUUCGACCCCACGAUCGAGUUUCCAACACGAAUCGCCCCAAAAGCCUAGCAAAGCUGGGGUCGUGAUCACGUCAUUUCGGCAAUCUAAACGACGAAGCAGUACUUCCAGUGCCGCUGCAGCUUUUGCCAUUGCAACUUCAGGAUCCAGUAACCCCAGAGACCUGUCACCUGGUUCGCGCGGUGAUGCGAAGUCGAGUAUAUCCGAAUCACAAGACGAGUUCUCUUCUGAAAGGAGUAGGUGCAAGGAAACUAUUAUAUCGACGGCAUGCACAAUGAGAGUUCUAAACGUGUUUAGACAUUGGAUUUCAAAACAUUCGCAAGACUUUGACAACGAUCAACGACUAAAAACCUUAACCAUCGAGUUUUUGGAGGAUGUCAUUUAUAGCCCGAAUUUGUUACCAGCUGAACAUAAAGCAGCUGCUCAACUAUUACGAUUGCUUACCAAGGAAAAACCGGAAAGCUCAAAAGUUGACUUAUCUACCUUGCUCGCUCCUCCCAUCACCCCCACUAAAGAGAGUAUAGAAACGUUGUCUGCUCUUGAAAUAGCGGAGCAAUUAACGUUCAUUGAUCACCAGAUUUUCGUGACAAUAGCUAGCCAUGAAUUUUUGGGACAGGCGUGGAUGAAAAAUGAUAAAAGCAGCAAAGCAUCCCACAUAAUUCUGAUGACAAAACGCUUUAAUGACGUAUCGACGUUAGUAGCCUCCGAAAUUAUACGGAGAAGAAAUUUAACAGCACGAGUGGCUGUUAUUGAAAAAUGGGCAGCUGUUGCAGAUAUAUGCAGAUGUUUGCACAACUUUAAUGGUGUUUUACAAAUUUGCUCCGCUUUCACUAAUAGUUCAAUAUUUAGAUUAAAAAAAACCUGGGAAAAAGUGUCCAAAACGACCAAGCAAACCAUAGAAAAGUUACAAAAUAUAGUGACGUCUGAUGGACGUUUUCGUGCACUACGUGAUGCGCUUCAUCGUUGCGAUCCUCCUUGUAUUCCUUACCUUGGGCUAUAUUUGACCGAUCUUUCGUUUAUUGAAGAAGGUACCGCAAAUUUUACGCCCGAUGGAUUAUUAAACUUUGCCAAAAUGAGAAUGAUUGCCCAUGUUAUAAGAGAAAUUCGCCAUUUUCAACAAACCCCAUAUAAAAUUGACUUAAUCGUCAAGGUUGCGAACUACUUAUUAGAUACUUCACUACUAAUGGACGAAGAGGAGCUGUAUGGUCUUUCUUUAGAAAUAGAACCCAGAACUUCGCGCUUAGGCAGUGCAACAUUGGGUCAACUACCACUACUUGGUACAAAUAAGUAUUAAUUAUAUUUUCACAAACCUUCCGUCACUUAAAUCUUAUGGUGAUGUAACUCAAGACAAUCCUACUGCAUUAAAUUCUUUUAGUUAUAUAAUAAUGACUAUCAACCCCGCAUAUGCAAUCGGUCCAUGCAUUUCACAUGUCAAUCAACCUAAUGUUAGUUGUUAUUAGGCUUAGAUGGAAUGCAAUCACUUGUACUUUAGAAAUACAUAGAGGCAGUGAGGACAAAUUGUUAGAUUACAAAUUUGUUUGGAUUAUUAUAUGUGUAUGUAAUGGAGAAUGGUCUCUUCAACCAUAAAUUGUUAAAAUUUUACAAACAUCUUGCCGAGUAGUUGCGUAACUCAAGAGGUGUAAUAUAGCUCAAAGGUUUAUUAAUAUUUACUUUGAAUAGGUUAGUAUAAAAGUGUGCCUGCUAAAGUAGGCAAGAACGAACUUGCUGUAAUCAUGCAGGUUUCUAUCAGUGAAUCAAUGUGAUAAUAGCAGCCAAUCAUUAUACCUACAUUUUCUAAAAAAAAAUAGUUCUUAACUAAACGAUAUAACUAUUUUGUUCAAACUUUUACAUUUCUAGAUUAAUUCUAAGGGGUUUGGUGUUGUGCUGUAGAGUUUGUUAACAAUCUGGCGGGCUACCUCAAUCUCUCACUUACAUUGCUCAGGAAUAAGUAAUAUUGCUUAAAAUUGAGACUACAGUAGUAAAAUUGGUCUAAUAACCAGCAAUCUACAAACAGUUUCUUUCUGUUAGCAAUGACACAAAGUUCUCCUUAGUACAAAUGUGGACGCAUAUUUUUGAAAAUGUUGAGUAUGGAAAACGGUCUUCAUAGUUUAUCCUCUGUUAGCAUAUGUACACAACAACUAACUUUUUUUAUGCUAAUAAUCAAUAGGCAUGAUUAAAAACUCUCCCUCAAAAAUUAAACCUUUGCUUAUUUCCACAUAUGUUAAUUAUGAACAAAUUGUAAACGUUUGCAAUAAAAGUCUCAACAUUUGUUCAAAUGUUUUGUUGUAAAAUGUUAAAUAAAUGUACCUAUACAGUACUGUUUAGUCCGGAUGUCUCAGACAUGGCCAGGUUUGCCGGUUCACAGCCCACUGUCAGUGUUUAUAAUGACACCAAUCGAAAGAAGAUUUUUCUCUUCUAAAGAUAUACGAAUUAGUUAAUUUUCAGUUGUACUUCUUAUUAUUUUAUCAAAAAUUCGGCAAUAAAUCAAAUUAGCAAAAUCAUGUUAAGCCAUAACUAGCAAGACAGAAAAUUGAUUCAAACGUUAUUCAGGUGUUGCGUUGGCUUGGCCGAACAUAUCGGAGUAAGUCAAAAGUUUGGGGUCUGAAAGGACCAUUUUAUGCAAAGCAUGCAAAUGAAGAUAUAUGACAGCCUUAUACCUUAAUUUGAAACGCCAAGUUUAUGUAGUUAAUAUUACUCGAAUAAACGCAUCGCAGAAACCAUUUUUCUUCAAUGUUACAGUAAAGACUUAAAAGUAGUAGUAUCUAACCGACAAGGUGACUUCUCCCGUAUUUUAUUUAAAUUCGCUACCGCAAUCACCUCAAUGAUCCAUGACAUGAAAUAACAAAGCUAAAAUUUAAUAUUAUAUACGCGUUUUGUAAUGGCCGUUAAGACGGCAAUAAUAUUCAAGUGGAAAUCAAUAUCAGUUUAUCACAAAUUUCAUAAAUUUUUUUUUGGUAAAAUGUAUUUUACUCAGGAAAAAGUAAUUAUAAUUAAAAAAGAUAUACAGCGGAAAUAGUUACCCUAGUGUGCGAGAAUUAUUUUUCCGUGUCGACAAUACGACAAAUAGUCUAUCAAAUCAAUUUGAACAUUCUUCUUUUAGCCAUUUACUAAAAUUUAAUUUAUCUACCUAUAUAUUUUAGUAUAACCAAUGUUCGAAUAAAGAUUUAAAUGAAGUUUUAAUAAAACGAAAUGAAUUUUACAUUUAUUAGGAAUUCAAGGAAAGCUUUUUCAAUUCUUUAGAGAAUUUCCAUUUAAUUGUUGCAAAUUUUUCAUAAAAUUAUCAACAAUAUACCUACCUGAAAAUGAAGUAAUUCGUAUACCAUUAGGUGACAAAAAAAAUCUUUCGAUUGGAGUCAUUAUCAAUCCUUCAAGUUAACAUGGGGAACAACAAUUGGCAAAAAACCUUUUUCCCGUGCCUCCACAUAUUUUAGUUACAUUUGCAUUGGUGCGAUUUUUCCACAGUAGCAUCUUCAUUUUUUAGGAGUAAUUCUGAAAAAAUCUUUUUUUUUUAAACAAAAAUGUUCUCUUGUAGGUACUCGAAAAAAUAACACUGCCUUUUCGAAAUAAUAGUAUUUCAUUCAAAUGAGUCUUAAUUUAAAACGAAACAAUGGCUAAGUAAAUAUAGUCAAGUAGCUUAUUGGUGAUUUUCCAUGUUAUUUUAGUUGAUUUUCAAAUCAAGUACUAUGGAUUUGAAUCUCUUGGGAAUUGGGAAAACACAUUUCAUUUAGAUCCGAAGAUGUCAGCAGACUGUCUCAGCUAGACCAUUAGUCAAUAAAAUAUACCUACUUUAUUUAAGUACAUGAUAUUUUACUUAAAUUUAUCUAACGCCUAAGUAUCUAUCUGUGCAAUCUUGUAAAUUAUGGUAUACUUACUAAAAUAUAUGCGUCACGUUUAAUUAUAUUUCUACAGCCUGUAAUAGUUUUUUCACUAUUUUCUAACUGAUCGGGUAGUUCAUUGAAAAGUUGUGGAACAACGUACUUUAUAGUUUUCUUACCGUAUUUAUUAAAAUAACGUGGCACGAUAUAUAAGGUUUUUUUUGGGUUUCAGGUGAAUGACCACCUGUGUGUUUAUAAUCAUUGUCCAUCCUGUAUCGAUUUAAGUAGUAAUACUUAAAAUAUCCACUCGAAGUUAAUGUAUCGCAUUUUAUUAGUAAAUUGUUUUUAUUAG